AUGGGAAGGUGAGACAACAGGUAGGCGUCCUCGCGCUCGGAUCAGUCGGUGCCUUUCAAGCCAAGCCAGUAGUUCGACUCCGAGUGGAGCUGGUGAGAGAUUCCUCCUGGAAGUCAGACCUGAGGCAGAACUUCGCCCAGACUCUUCUCCUGUGAGUCCCUGACAGUUUUCUCGGAAGCAGAAGAGCUGUUUUUGGUGCGAGAGACGACCAUGUUUAGGUGGGAACCAGCACAGAGGUAGAAAGGGAGCUGCUUUGCUUUGAAAUGUUCUGUGAUUAAGUUUUAAUUGGAGGUCAAUUAUCGGAGGACGCCGCGCAUACCUGUGACCUCAGAGGCGUGGAUGUGGGCUUUCUCAUCUUGAAGCUGCCAUUUUGUCUCCACCUUGAAACUUAGUUUCUCCCGGGAUAAAGACCGUCACUGAGACUGAGUGGAUCCAAAGAGGUCGCAUACGCUGACCCAGAUCCUCUGCAGGAGGACAUGGACGUUCUGCGGAGGUCGUCUGUGUUUGCUGCGGAGGUCCUGGAUGUGUUUGACCGUUCUCUGACCGAGAAGGAGCUGGUGUCCCAGUCCAAAGCCUUGUGCAGAGACUACAUUUUGUCCAGACUCAACCAGAACGGGCUGGGAUGGUCCAAAUCUGAACUCAACCUCUCUCCCUCGAAUGCAGCACUCGCUGAAGUGUCUACAGUGCUCCUCUGUCUCGGCGACGAGCUGGAGGGUAUACAGCCCACUUUGUACAGGAACGUGGCGCGGCAGCUCAGCAUCUCUGUUGCCAUGGAGAACAUGGUUUCGGAUGCCUUUAUCGGUGUGGCGACGGAGAUCUUUGCAACAGGUAUAACAUGGGGUAAGGUGGUGGCCAUGUAUGCAGUAGCUGGGGCGCUGGCAGUGGACUGUGUCAGACAAGAACGUGCGACCAAUGUUCACAUCAUAGUGCAGAGUCUGGGACAGUUUGUGCGCAAGUACCUGGUUCCCUGGCUGAAGAGACGGGGAGGAUGGGUGGACAUCACAAAGUGCGUGGUGAAGAAAGAUCUCACGCCUGAACAGCACUGGCUGUCCUCCAUCAUCGAGUCCCUGAAGUACUUCCUUUCUACAGUGUAUGUCUACAUCAUGAAGGAACCAUGAACUGCUGAGACCAAGCGAGUGCACGAGAGCCAUCUUGUGAUUGUUUCAAAGGAAAAGACUUUUCUAUGGGGAGCCAGAGUGGUGAUGGUGACUGUGCUUGACGGGGACGAGGCCUGCCAGCAGAUCUCGCUGUGUUGCUGAAGGGCCAUCAGGAAGUGUUUUAUUAGCAUCAGGUUUGCGUUUUCUCCGGGGGUCAGAUGAGCCUGUAGGUGAUUACCCUUCAUCCAAAGAGUUGUCACCAUGCUGUCUAAGAGCAUACAAGGCAAUGAAAUUACUCUCUGACUCCAACUGUAUAUUUUCACGCCACAUACAAUAGUACAGUAAACCAGGGCUUUUCCAGUGCUGUAUCUGUGGCCCCCCUUCAGACCUGGUAGCGACAUCGGUCCUGUGAGAUCUGUUUACAUACAAACGGCACAAAACACUUCACUCCUGGCCUUAAACUGCAUCUUGGAUGCGUCCUGUGUGACUCAUGAGAGAGUGGAUUUUUGCAUCACCCGUGUUUUAUAUUUAAAUACACAGUGAUGUCAUAAUUCUGACUGCACAAAGGUUUUCGUUGUCAGUGUGUGAUUCUGUAUCUGUGUGAGUGACAGGUAGAUGGGAAAAAUGAGGGAAGUAAAUCAGUGCUCUACUCACGCUGCUGUAAUUAUGAGAUUUUUAUCCUUUUGAAAAAACAAGUUAUGUGUUUAUCAGUGCUAAUAUUGCAGAGCUUACUACAAUUAAAUUACUGUAUGGACACUCUUUAGAUUGAAUGUGGCCCCAAAUCCACUUCUGAUUGUGGUUUAUAUGAUUAGAUGUGGGCGCGGAUUAGCUGCGUUCAGACCUGUACUUGGCACCGUCUGCAUGUGAUCGAAAUUCAGCAUUGAAUUGGGCUGAGUCAGAUGUUCUGACAUGUGAUGAUCAUUUGCAUCGUAAUGUUCAUCUGAAAGAGUGAUGGAAGCUGCGUUUGUGAUAAAUGAUGAAAGAAUGAAUGCUCAGCGGGCUGGGUCUCUAAAUUCUCCGAGUCAGGUGUCACAUGUUGAAGUAUAGGUGUCUCACUCAGAAGAGCAAUAUCAGGGGAUAUUAACUACUGACACUAAAUGGGUUUAAUCUUUGCAUUUGCAGAUGAGAAGUGUUUCCUUAAUCUGACCCAAAAUGCUAUGGUUGAUUAAACCUUUUUUGCACCAAUUUUAGACUAGAUUGAUCAGACAAUGUUGGGUUGUGCUCAUUUCUGACCAAAGAACUUAAGGACAGAGGAAUGGUGUGUAGUGACAGCACAGAUAUUGGUUUGUACUGAUUUCCUUUUAAAUCUGUAAAUAGCCUAUUUAUGAUUUUAUUUUUUUAUGCCGACUAUGACCACUGCAGUAUGAAAAGAGCUGAUGCCACAGCUCUUCAAGAGGAUUGUGUGAUUUGUACGUGAUGGUUGUUGCUUUCAAAUGUCUUUUUUUCAAAAAUCCACAAUAAAUUUAAAUCUUAACACA
Messenger RNA from Solea solea (common sole), 2575 nucleotides. Its product is annotated as bcl-2-related ovarian killer protein homolog B-like. Gene Ontology annotation, molecular function: protein homodimerization activity; protein heterodimerization activity. Gene Ontology annotation, cellular component: mitochondrial outer membrane. The transcript is spliced from 5 exons. NCBI's taxonomy places the organism in Eukaryota, Metazoa, Chordata, Actinopteri, Pleuronectiformes, Soleidae. The record is from RefSeq and is a predicted model, not a curated record. Bases 477 to 1118 code for a protein of 213 amino acids. Gene Ontology annotation, biological process: intrinsic apoptotic signaling pathway in response to DNA damage; regulation of apoptotic process; extrinsic apoptotic signaling pathway in absence of ligand.